AAAGAAAAAUCAAGUUACGGUUCUUUUUUGUGUAGCUGACAAAAUCCCCAUGGAAACUCUGAGCUCAGCAGCUUCGAUCGUAUCUUCUUCCUCAUCAUCUUCUUCGAUUUCAUUUUUUUCGCCGAAGAAAAAUAAUACUCUACCUGUCAGAUUCCUCCGUAUCCAUUCUUCUUCCAAAAAGAAUGAAAACGAGUUUGAUAACCGAUCUGUCUCGAACGAGUCAAGCAUCGUUCCUUUCUUUAACAACCCCACCCUCUCUAAGGACGAUGCGAUGGGAAUUGUUCUGAGCGCAGCCUCUGUUAGAGGAUGGACUACAGGCUCCGGUAUGGAAGGCCCCUCUGUUCCCGCAGGCGCUGACGGGUCCAGUACGGAGAACAUAUCUACGUUACCAUGGUCUCUCUUCACCAAAUCGCCACGUAGGCGAAUGCGCGUGGCUUUUACUUGUAACGUUUGCGGUCAAAGGACUACUCGCGCUAUCAAUCCACAUGCCUAUACGGACGGCACCGUUUUUGUUCAGUGCUGUGGAUGCAAUGUGUUUCAUAAGCUAGUCGAUAAUUUGAACCUGUUUCAUGAAAUGAAGUGCUAUGUGAACCCUAGCUUUAAUUAUAGAGAUUCAAAAUGGGACGUCGGAUUCAAGUUGUUCGAUAUGGAUGAUGGCGAUGAGGGAAAUGAAAAUGAUGAUAGAGAUGAUGUGUAUCCAAUAUAAUAAAGAGGUGAUAACCUGGUAAUCUGGUAUGAUAUGUUUGAUUUUCAUAAUGUAAAUUCUAUUCUUAUACUUGGGAAUUCUAUAUCUGUAUCGUACAUUAUGUAUAUAGCGUCUUUCAUUACUGUAUUUUAUAACUCUAAAUUCAUCAUAACUUGAACAAUGUUUCGUA
Molecule: messenger RNA, 875 nt
Organism: Mercurialis annua (annual mercury)
Lineage: Eukaryota; Viridiplantae; Streptophyta; Magnoliopsida; Malpighiales; Euphorbiaceae
Exons: 4
Coding region: 50-706 (218 amino acids)
Biological process (GO): protein stabilization; protein folding; protein import into mitochondrial matrix
Cellular component (GO): mitochondrion
Molecular function (GO): protein-folding chaperone binding; zinc ion binding
Source: RefSeq, a predicted model, not a curated record